AUGAGCGCCAAGGUGUGGUGCCUGCUGCUCUGCUUGGCUCUACCCGGAGCAGCAGAAACCGCGCCCCGUGUGACAGAAAGGCAGUGGCGGGCAGUGGAUGUUGUCUUAGAUUGCUUCUUGGUGAAGGAUGAUAGGCUUGGUGGAACUUUUGCCAGUAAUGGAAACAGGGCCAAGGCCUUGCUCGUGCUAAGGCAGGUGCCAGUACUGGAUGAUGGCUCCUUGGAAGACUUCAUGAAUUUCCAAGGGGGUACCUUGGCCAAAGACGACCCGCCUGUUACUUUUGAGACCUCAGUGGACCUGGUACAGAUUCCCCAAGCCAAAGCCUUACUCCAUGCUGACUGCAAUGGGAAGGAGGUGACCUGUGAGAUCUCCCGCUACUUUCUCCAGGCCACACAAGCGGUCACAGUUGAGACAGCAGCUUGGUUCAUCACUAACAUCCAGGUGUCUGGAGGAGGACCUAGUGUCUCCACGGUGAUGAAGACCCUUGGGAAUGCUGAGACUGGGGUUGUCUGGCACCCUACACUGAACCUGCCCCUGAGCCCCCAGGGCACUGUGCAGACUGCAGUGGAGUUCCAGGUGACAACACAGAGCCCAUCCCUGAAUUCCCUGCUGGGGGCCACAGCCUCCCUGCACUGUGGCUUCUCCAUGGCACCAGGCUUGGACCUCAUCAGUGUGGAGUGGCGGCUGCAGUAUAAGGGCAGUGGCCGGCUGGUGUACAGUUGGACCACAGGGCAGGGGCAGGCCAAGCGGGAGGGCGCUAUGCUGGAGCCUGAGCCACUCCUUAUUGCUGGCGAUGCCUCACUCACCCUACCCAGCCUCACUCCAAAGGACGAGGGGGCCUACAUUUGCCAAAUCACUACCUCUCUAUACCAAGCUCAACAAAUCAUCCAGCUCAACAUCCAAGCUUCUCCCAAAAUACGACUGAACUUGGUAAAUGAACCUCAGCUACCCACUCUCACCUGCAACAUUGCUGGCUAUUAUCCACUGGACGUGACUGUGACAUGGACCCGAGAGGAGCUGGAUGGAACCCCAGUCCAAGUUUCUGGGGCCUCCUUUUCCAGCCUCAGGCAAAGCACAGCAGGCACCUAUAGCAUCUCCUCCUCCCUGACAGCAGACCCUGGCUCUGCAGGCGCCACUUACACCUGCCGUGUCACACACAUCUCCUUGGAGGAGCCCAUUGUGGCCAGCACCUGGGUCGCCUCCCCAGAGAGGAGAGUGACCUUUGGAGUCCUCUUUGCCAGCAGCCUCUUCCUUUUUGCACUGCUCUUCCUGGGGCUCCAGAGGCGGCAAGCACCUGCAAGAGUUGGGCUGCUUCAGGUAUGA
This is a messenger RNA of Orycteropus afer afer, 1323 nucleotides long. It is a transcript of the gene TAPBPL, whose product is annotated as TAP binding protein like. The transcript is spliced from 7 exons. The record is from RefSeq and is a predicted model, not a curated record. The coding region runs from base 1 to 1323 and encodes 440 amino acids. Lineage: Eukaryota; Metazoa; Chordata; Mammalia; Tubulidentata; Orycteropodidae.